GUGGGUUUCUACUUUCAGUAUGUCUGGACGUGGCAAGCAAGGAGGCAAAGCUCGCGCCAAGGCCAAGACUCGCUCCUCGCGGGCCGGGCUCCAGUUCCCCGUGGGCCGAGUGCACCGCUUGCUCCGCAAGGGCAACUACUCCGAGCGGGUCGGGGCCGGCGCGCCGGUGUAUCUGGCCGCGGUGCUGGAGUACCUGACGGCCGAGAUCCUGGAGCUGGCGGGCAACGCGGCCCGCGACAACAAGAAGACGCGCAUCAUCCCGCGCCACCUGCAGCUGGCCAUCCGCAACGACGAGGAGCUCAACAAGUUGCUGGGUAAAGUCACUAUUGCUCAGGGCGGCGUCCUGCCCAACAUCCAGGCCGUGCUGCUGCCCAAAAAGACCGAGAGCCACCACAAGGCCAAGGGCAAGUAGAAGUACGUCGUUCUUUGCAACUCAAAUCUUUCCAAACCAAAAGGCUCUUUUCAGAGCCACU
Aethalodelphis obliquidens (Pacific white-sided dolphin) is the source of this 473-nucleotide messenger RNA. RefSeq names its product histone H2A type 1-D. Gene Ontology annotation, molecular function: structural constituent of chromatin; DNA binding; protein heterodimerization activity. Gene Ontology annotation, cellular component: nucleosome. NCBI's taxonomy places the organism in Eukaryota, Metazoa, Chordata, Mammalia, Artiodactyla, Delphinidae. The transcript has a single exon. The record is from RefSeq and is a predicted model, not a curated record. Bases 20 to 412 code for a protein of 130 amino acids.